AUGUCGGUCGCUCGUACUGCGACUCCGAAAUCGGAGCAUGCCGCAUCUUCGACUGCAUUCGAAUCUCUAGCCACACAAUGCCAGGGCUCUGAGAGUCCGCCUGUACCUCACGAAAAUGAUGACGAUACUGACGCUCACAGAGUACAGAUGAUUCUCAGAAUCAAAAGAAAACGCAACCAAGAUCCCGUAGAUGCCCUCAUCAUUAAGCAGAAUGAGCGCAGACACAAGCGCAGGUCUAUGAUACUGCCAAAUGAUGAUGCAGAUCCAGACUUCUCGCCAGACAGGAAUGCGGAAGCUACAGCUAAGCAGCGCGGCGUUUUUCGUCUGGCGGAAACCGUAUCGCUCCAGUCGUUCUCAGACCCCAUCGCAGCGCGUAGGCUCCAUCAACGCAUCUCGGCGCUAACCAAGUCGAUCACGGUUGGUCCAAGCACCAAGCCUCUGAUGCCUUCGAAACUCGCUCAGAGCGUCUCAUCACCUUCGCUUAGCCAAACCGCCGUUGAGCAGCGAUUCGAAUCAUCUUGGAGCAACGACGAUGAAUCAAGCGGUCCAUCGACGUCGCGUGUCCAUCGUUCACUCGGAAGUUCGGUGACCUCGCUUAAUGCACCGACAGAAGCAUCGCCUGCGGCAACAACUACUUCUAGGCUCAAGGCGCUCGCGUCCGAGCAGAUCGACCGCGAUAAGGAUCGUCGAUCUCGCAGCAGCACGCCUUUGGGUAUCCGCUUCAAAGUCAUCUCAAAGGAUCAUGCAGCUGGGAAAGGUCUCAGACGUUCUGGAAGCUCAGCGAGUCUCCGAAAAUUGCCCAGUACCGCAGGGACAAGCCGUCCCUGGCACACGCCAGUCGGGCCGCCCGUGAUCCGGUCCAAGAAGGAAAACGAGGCAGAGGCCCUCUUUGGACGUAUCAUUGAUGCAGAGACCGAGUCCAUAGGCCCUGUACAAAAAUCGACACGCGCAAGAGCUACGGCUGAAAAGCAGGCAAAGCAGGCAGUGCCCGCACAGCACGAUGAGCAGAUGGCCGGCCUCGAUGCCAAAUUCGCCGAAUUGCUCGGCGAUUAUCUGCGGUCAAACAAUAUUGAGCCCUCUCAGGAUCUUGACAAGAUUGCUCAAGGCGCUUCGCAGGAAGAUGUAGGUGAAGAGGCCGGUUUCGGACCUGUUACGGAAGCAGGCACGUUGCAAGUGGGAGCAGAAGGCGACGAGGAUGAUGAGGAUGACUAUGUAUACGAUGUAUACUAUCGAGACAUGCUACCAACCAAAGCUGGCCCUCAAGGAUCUGCAGAGACAGGUCUUCAACCAGCGCAAGUUGCUGGGCGAGAAAAGGGUGCCGCGGCUGGCUAUACUGCUGUUCCGGACUCGAUGGCUUUGCCCAGGGUAUUGGGCGGAGAGGUGGUGCCUCCGGAAUCAGCUGCUCUGACGCCCAACUGGUUCGCUGGUCUCGAUUUUGCUGGACCCAACGCAGUGAUUGCGUCACUUGAGGGCUUUGAGGACAGCGACGACGAGAUUGAGCAGGUAGAGGACGACGGAUUCGAAAGCUACGACGAAGGCGAAGACGAGGACAGCAACGACGAGGGCUUUUACAGAAACGACUACCCGGAGCAGGAGCUUCCAGAAGCCGACGAGGUCGAUUUCGACUAUGACGACGAUGAGUUCGACGAGGAUGAACACGAUCAAUACUCUCUAUCUGAUGGAAGCUUCUGA
Mycosarcoma maydis (corn smut) is the source of this 1692-nucleotide messenger RNA. RefSeq lists its product as uncharacterized. Bases 1 to 1692 code for a protein of 563 amino acids. NCBI's taxonomy places the organism in Eukaryota, Fungi, Basidiomycota, Ustilaginomycetes, Ustilaginales. The record is from RefSeq and is a predicted model, not a curated record. Gene Ontology annotation, biological process: protein import into nucleus. The transcript is spliced from 2 exons.